CCAACACAACCACAACCCCAGUCGCUUCUUUUAAGAUACCCGAGAAAUAUACCUCCGCGAACAGAUUUUCUUUCGUCCUUCAGUACGGGGUUGUUUUAUUUUCUUCCUGCUUCCACGCGACUGCACGACACAAGACGUUAAAUGAUGCUCAUCGUCUAGCCUCGAACUGUACUGCCAUACAAUACAUUUUCUCUCACACACAACCGCAUCGAGAUAAUCAGUUGAUAUGUCGGCUGAUAGAGCGCGGUCCGUAGACCGUGAAGGCCGCCUCGUGAGACAUCAACAGUCUCUCGACUCUGGCCGUAUUCAUGUUCCAAUGUGGGACAGUUCUGAUCCCGAUCGUGCACCACCUCCACUACCAUUGAAUCCAAAUCCUGCAGCUCCGGCUACUAGACCAAAUGCCUCCGCACAUAUACAGGCAGCUGCCGAGGCACUGUCAGCUAAAGCGCGCGAAAGUCUCACACCAAGUCCGUAUAUGUCGAAUCCGAUGCCAGAACGCUCAAACGAACGAUCUCCGGAUCGAUCUCUUAUCAAAGGUGCCGCCCAUCGACGACUGCAAUCUUUGCAGACACCGAGCGUGAAAGACCUCAGAAGCUACCUAGACGGCAAUCGAUCUCCCGAACGAUCGCCUGAGCGACCGCGUGCUGGCACCAUCGCACCAACGCCGAAGAAAGAACUUGAUGGCGAUUUGUUCUCUUCACCGAACCGAGCGGGAACUCCUACCCCAACUUCGCGCGAGAGCAAGGACAUUCCAGAGCGGCGAGCGUCAUCUAGACCACCACCAAAAGCUAUAUUGGGGGAAAACACACCGCCAUCUGCAACGAUGCUGGCGCUGCAAACGUAUCCUGCCAGAGACUUUUCAGAGAAUAACCAACCCAAUACUAACAAUGGCAGCUCUCCGCGGAAGAUGCUCGACGGGGAUUUUGGUUUACUUUCCACCCAAAUAACGUCUCUCACCAGUAUUUGUACAAAAAUGCAAGCCGAAAUGGACAAGUUAUCACGCCGUAGCAAGGACAAUGCCACAGAUCUGAUCUCGUUAAAGGAGGCAACGAACGCCCGAGACGAGGAUAUUCGGAAGUCUCUACGUGAGCUCACAAACACGCUAAACAGCACAAACUUUUCCGCAUCAACUUCUUCAAACAUAUUUGGACAAUCUGUUCGAGGGUCAAGUAGCACUUUCGGCUCCUCGACUCCACCGCCCUCGAAUAAGUUUACACUGCCAAGGAUUCCAAGCCCAAAUUCACUGUUCGACGAUCGCGUUGGCUCGCCAACUCCUAACCUAUAUACUGUUGAUGGCGUCGCCAGUGUUGCCAUGCUCGAGAAGAUCAUUAGAGAAAUGGUUACCAAGGAGAACCAAGAGAACCUUCUUUCCACUCUAUCUCAGCUCUUCGAUUCGGCAUCUAAGGACUCGGCAGAAAAUUCAAAGAAGUUGGAAGAGAUGUUCAAGGAGAUGAAGGCUAUUGCCGCGGCAGCAAAGGGUGAAACUAGUCGUGCUCUUGUGCCAGCCAGUCUCAACGGCAUAGCAGACUCAGCUGAUAACUCAGCAUCAACAGCCGGUCCGUUGGCCAGAACUACACGUGAUGUUCAGACCGUGCCAUCUCCUGGUGGCAACGGUGAACAAAAACCAUAUACGAGUCCAAAGGCUGCAGAUUUUGUGUCAGACGAGAUGAUCAAAUUGCUGAAAAAGAUCAAAGAGUCCGUCACGCAGUCCGGAGGUCUACUUGGCGAAGUUAAAGCUCAACAGCGGGAUCUUCGAGGCGAAGUAUUGCACAUGGGUCGCGAAAUUGCGCGCAAGAUCGACGAAUCUCGGAAGCCUGCGACAGGUGCUAAAGCCAUCGAGGACGGAUCCGGGAAGCAAGACAUAGCCCGAAUCGUCCAGGAAGGACUUGCGGAUCUCAAGGUAUAUCUCGAUGAAGCUAUGCGUGAAAAGAGACGGCAGAGCUCUGGCACUACUAUCUCCAAAUCAAGCGUCAACAGCCAAGAGGUCUAUGACAUAGUUCGACAUACGAUGUCCCAGCACGGAUUAGAUCGCAUGACGUCGGAAUCAGAGUCGACAGCAACUGCUCUGGCACCUGGUUUGGAUAAGGAUGCAAUUCUAAACGCUAUCAAAGAGGCGUAUGAGGAGUACAAACCGGAUGUCCAGAUCGAACAGUAUGGCCUUGAGCGGCAUGAGAUCCUUGAGUGCCUCAGAGAAGGCCUCGAGCAACAUCAGUCCCCUGAAGGGAGCCAAUCUCUUAGCCGUGCCGAGAUUAUGGAAGCCAUUCAGGAUGCAAUGAAGAACUUUCAACCCCCUCCCCCGAUCAACGAAGCGAGUGAACUUCGCGACGAGAUCCUGAACGCAGUUCGCGAAUGUUUAGAUGAGUUCAAGCCAAGCCUAGCGGUCGCUAAGCCUGCCUCCGUGAAUUCUCAAGAUCAAGAUAGACUUCUGGACAUGAUGCGGCAAGUAGUGCUAGAUGCAGUUAAGGCCGGGUUAUUGCAGUCAGGCGGCGUAGGCGGAUCGAGAGAGCUAGAAAUUAGCCAAGAAGACUUGUAUGCUGCAGUAUCUAAUGCGUUGAACUCGUCAGGCUCGCCCUUCGGCCGCUAUGGAGAGCAAGUUGUGGCUCAGCUACAGGAGGUGGUUCAAAAUAUGCAUGCCGAGUUCAAGGAGUACUCUACAGCCAAUGGGCGCGAUACUGAGCAGGUAUUGGAUGCCAUGAAAGACGGCCUUGAGUCCCUACGUGGAGAAAUCGAGCUCUAUGUUGACCGAGCGCAAGAUGUAACCCAGAAGGACGACAUCAUCGAAGCAAUACGGGAUGGACUCGAUCGUCUUGGUCGUGAUGUACAGGCUUGGUGCGCAGCAGGCCCUACGGGUGACAAUUCGAUCUCGAGGACCGAGAUGCUAGAAUACAUCAAGUCUGAAUUCGAACUGCUGCACCAAGAAAUUAGCGAUCGAGAACGAACAUCGGUUAUACCCUCACCGGGUGAUAAUGCAGCUGUUCUUGGCGCUAUUCACGACGGCUUCGAGAUGCUUAAGGAGAAUCUACGCUCCGUUGAGUUCAGUGAGCUCUCCAGAGGCCAAGUAGAUGAAGAAAUGCGGAAUGAAUUGGAGCAACUGCGCGACACGAUCCUUGGCGGCUCUUCUAUUCAUAAAGAUGAGAUUAUCGACACCAUCCGAGCACACUUCGAUACUAUGCAUGGCAAAAUUGACGGCGGUGCAUUCAGUGGCACCAGCGAAGAGAUGCUUCGCGAACUGAAAGAAGAACUCGAACACUUGAGAGAAACGAUUGCAACUUCACUAGCUCGACCAACGUGUGACCUCGACAAUGGUGCCAUCCGCGAGAUGCUACAGGAAAUGCGCGAACAAGUGGUCUCAGAAAAUGGCGCAGCUUCGCGAGAAAUGCUUAGCACUAUGCAGAGCGAAAUAGAGCAGUUGCGUGAGACGCUGUCUGGUGCUCUUGUGGCAGAAGGCUCGAAUGUAAACAAGGACGAGAUCAUGGAAGCACUUCGUACUACCAUGAGUAGCGUUCAAAAUCUCGCUGACCGGCAACCUUCUCAGAUCGACGAGGAGCUCCUUGGCGCUAUUAGAGGGGAAUUCGAGAUUCUCCGCUCGAACGUCGCUAAUGGUUUCUCUCGUGGCUUGCAAACUGCAGACCGUGAAGACAUUCUUGAGGCUAUGCGGCUUGGCUUUGAUGAUUUACGAUCAGAUCUGAUUAAGAAGAUUGAAAACCCCGAGCAGCAUAUGAAAGCGACAGGUGAACUUCUUGACGCAUUGAAUGAAGGACUAGAAGGGUUGAAGAGUGAAGUCCGCGGCGGGUCUAACGCCGAAGAUAAACCAAUCGAUAUGACCGUGUCCUACGAGAUUCUCGACACUUUGAAGGACGGAAUCGCAAGCUUGCGUGCAGACAUGGCUAAAUUGAAGCUACAAAAUCUGGACGAAGAAGAAAGCGACGAGCCGCCAGAGUCAUCUGACAACGCCAUAGUUCUCGCAGAGAGCGAUGUUGGUGCUCCUGUAUCUCGCGAAGUCAGCAGCCCAGCAAAAUCGCGCAAGCGUAAGGAUCUGGAGAAACUUGAGGUAAUGCUUGCCCAACUUCAAGUCAAGGUCGAUGCCAUGGACGCCAACAUUACGGAAUCCACGUUCCAGCCUCCGGCCACGGCGCCCGCAGAAGGCACUGCCAUGAAGACAGAUCUCGAAAGUAUUGAAAAUCUCAUCAAGGAGUUACAGGCUACCGUUGAUGUUCUUGCUGCGCGUGAAGAUGUUGAUAUUUCUGGUUUACCCAAGAAAGAGGAUGUAGAGGCAAUCGAAACUCUUCUCUCGAACACAAAGGCCAAGCUUGACGACAUCCAGAUGCCUGAUCUUUCCGCCACUGCCAGCAAAGAGCAACUGGAAGCUGUUGAAACUUUGAUAAAGAGUACUCGUGAGGCCAUCGACGAGCUCAAUGUCCGCGUCGAAGAUAAUAUCGCGAAGAAGGAACAGGUUGCAACAGUGGAAAGUCUUAUCCAGGACCUUAAAUCCGCUAUUGACGACAUGAAGCUCUCCAAAUCAGAAGAUAAUGGAGAUAACAAGAUCGAAAAGUCCGACAUUGAUGCAAUUGGUUUGAUUGCUCUGGAUAUCAAGGAAAAACUCGGCUCCAUGAAGGAAAUGGACGACCUUCCUUCAAAGGCAGAUAUUGAAUCACUCACUGCACUUGUCCACGAUUUCCGAGACAGCCAUGAGAAGCUCAAGGAAACUUACGAAAGCGACGUUGCCCUCACUGCCAAGGCCUUUGAUGAUCGCAGAAAUGAGAACGAAGAUAUCAUAACUGCGAUAGGUGUUGUCAAGUCCUUCUUAUCCGAUGUUAAGGAGGAACUCAAAUCUAAGCUCGAUGUUUCCGCUCUUGAAACUACGACGUUGGCAGAUAACUUUAAAAUCAUGGAGAAGACGAUAGAAAACAACUUUAAUGUUAUGGGCGACGUUAAAGAGCUGAUGGAGAUUGUCAAUCGCGAAUUUGAGCGUAUUCAUGGUACCUUUGACGACGUAAAGGUUCAGCAGGAGCAGAAAUCCACUGAGGAGAAAGAAAAACACGACGCAACCAAGGAGGCUGUUAUUUCCGAAGUUUCUGCCAAAUUGGACGAGAAGUUUGACGCCAUUAUGUCCAAAUAUGAUGAUGCACAGCAUGCAGCUGAGGCACAGGUAAAGAGCAUGGAGGAGCGCGCUGCGGAACAACAGGUCCUUCUGCAGACAACAAAAGAGGUUUCUGAGGAGCUAAAACUCAGCGUUGACACAUUGGGUACUACUCUCACUGCUAUUGAUGCUCACUUCUCAGAAAUUGGGGAUAAGGUCUCUUCAGACUCGCAGACCGUAUUCACUAAGCUCGAGACUGUUACUGAGGGCUUUCAGAAUCUGGAAACUCGAACCGCUGCAAAAGAGGACCACGAACUUACCCGUGCCGAAGUUGCUAAAGCAUUAGACGCAAUCGGAGGUAUGGCUGAGCAGAACACCGAGUUCCAACCUAAGAUCCUUGUGUCCGUACAGGAGCUACAUGCUCUUGUGGAAAAGCAUUACGAACUCUCGCAAAAGGCUCAAGAAGCAGCACAACAGCAAGCAGAGACUGCUAACGAACAGUCUAAGUCCCUCGCCGAAGAAAUAAAAACUUCAUUUUCAAGUCUACCUGCACUUCUGCCUCCGCCACAACCAGCCAUUGAGGCUGCAUCAAAUGAUGUAUAUGACGAUGCUCAGGUUCAGGAGAAGCUCAAUCAGGUGCUUGAAAGCCUUAACACUGCCAAGGACUCUUGGGGGCAGCUUGAACGUCUUGAUCAGAUCCACCAACAAGUCAUGGCUACAGCUGCUGAGGUCUCUGCUUUUGUCUCAACCCAGACUCGUCUCAUUGACGAAGGCCAUGAAAGCAAACAAAAGGAGGCGGAAGAAAUGGCACUAUUACUCGAGCGCCGUACUGCUGAAAAGGAACAUCUCGAAAGCACAAUCGAAGAUCUAAAGGACGAGAAAGAGAGCCUCCUUGCUCUAAUUGAGUCUCUGCAAUCCGAGCGCGACUCUUUGGCCAUCCAGAAGUCUCGUUUGGCCGCAGAUGUUGCAGCCAUGCAGACCGCACUAUCCAUUCGUCAGGAGGAGUUGGAUGCAAUGGAUGCCAAGGCUGAAGCACUUGAACGAAGGGUCCUUGAAGGCAUCAUGAAUCAGUCCAGGUUGUUAAUGAUGGCUAAGGGUACGAGCAAGCCUGGUACAGGUGAAGCCCGAAUUGCAAGCAAUGCAUCGCACAGCACGAUCGGACAGCUUUCUUCUCUUAGCGCCGCUGGAAAGGGACUCAGUAUGGCCCUUCAAAAGCGCCCUGUUGCAGGUCGUCGCAAUGCAGCUUCGAACAAUCCAACAGCUCGUCGAGUCAUGUCAUUGAACCCAAUCUCGCAUAAUACCCCGACUGGCGCUCAGGGGUAUUUGGCUGCUACCCGCAACGUAGAAAACAGUGUUUUGAAGCGCAGUCAAAGCGUAAGGACCAAUAAAUAUCGCAAAGUGUCGUGGAACUCAGCUCCCGACAAGCAGCACACCUCGUCCAUACAUGAGAUGGCUGAAGAUAAAGAGAACAAUGUUAUCAGUGAAGCCAACAGUGAGGACGAGCAGCUUGACGAUAACGAUGACAGCGACACUGUAAGCGACUCUGGAACGGAACGUCGUUCGAGCCAUAUUGCCGAGACUGAAGGGCAGCCUACUUCUUCGUAUGCAGGUAGCGUAUCCGAAGAUUCAGAGAGACCGACUAGUAGAGGUACAAUGACAGGAACUGAGUUUAGCGGCAGUUACGUGACUGAGUCGGAGGUUUCCAAUCGCCGAACAUCAUACGCUAGCACUCUCCGUUCUACGUUAGGAGCCGAUACCGUGAUUGACGAGGAAGACGAGGAGUCAGACAGCGAGCGUGAGCAUGAUUUAGAUGAGGAUAGGGUCAGUGCUUCUGAAGAGAGCGAGGCGGAGAUGGAACAUGAGCAUAGCGAUCAUGUUACAAGGAAGGAAAUGGUUGUAUAUGCCGCACCGAGCGAUAGUGGAUUAGGGACUGACUUGCCCACGGCUAUGAUGAGUGGUAGUGAGACUGAUUAUUUCCGUAGAAAGGCCGAGGAGGAUUAAUAGUUGUGGUGAGCGUUGAUGUUUCUCACGUUUGAUGAGGCGUUCGUUGGAAAAUAAGGUUCUGCGAGGUUUUGGAGGCUUUGGGGUGUAUUCUUUUCAAAGGUUGCAAUUCUAUCAAAUCACAUCAGCUGCAUAUCUGCUAAUCCAAUCGUCGAUACAAACAAUACUUUGCACUUCGAUUGAUCUCCUUGGUUGUCAC
Verruconis gallopava is the source of this 7280-nucleotide messenger RNA. RefSeq lists its product as uncharacterized. The transcript is spliced from 2 exons. NCBI's taxonomy places the organism in Eukaryota, Fungi, Ascomycota, Dothideomycetes, Venturiales, Sympoventuriaceae. The record is from RefSeq and is a predicted model, not a curated record. The coding region runs from base 227 to 7081 and encodes 2284 amino acids.